Pteronotus mesoamericanus is the source of this 4633-nucleotide messenger RNA. It is a transcript of the gene PTPRT, whose product is annotated as protein tyrosine phosphatase receptor type T. Gene Ontology annotation, molecular function: protein tyrosine phosphatase activity; protein binding. NCBI's taxonomy places the organism in Eukaryota, Metazoa, Chordata, Mammalia, Chiroptera, Mormoopidae. The coding region runs from base 1 to 4389 and encodes 1462 amino acids. Gene Ontology annotation, cellular component: membrane. Gene Ontology annotation, biological process: protein dephosphorylation. The transcript is spliced from 33 exons. The record is from RefSeq and is a predicted model, not a curated record.
AUGGUACCGCACCUGACCUUGAGCCACCAGGACAGUGGCUGUUCCUUUGAUGAGCACUACAGCAACUGUGGUUAUAGUGUGGCCCUGGGGACCAAUGGGUUUACCUGGGAGCAGAUUAACACGUGGGAGAAACCAGUGCUGGAUCCAGCUCUGCCCACAGGGUCCUUCAUGAUGGUGAAUAGCUCCGGGAGGGCCUCUGGCCAGAAGGCCCACCUCCUCCUGCCAACGCUGAAGGAGAACGACACGCACUGCAUCGAUUUCCACUACUACUUCUCCAGCCGCGACCGGUCCAGCCCGGGCGCCUUGAAUGUCUACGUGAAGGUGAACGGCGGGCCCCAGGGAAACCCCGUCUGGAACGUGUCCGGCGUCGUCACGGAGGGCUGGGUCAAGGCAGAGCUGGCCAUCAGCACCUUCUGGCCACAUUUCUACCAGGUGAUAUUUGAAUCCGUCUCUUUGAAAGGUCAUCCUGGCUACAUCGCUGUGGACGAGGUCCGGGUCCUCGCUCAUCCAUGCAGAAAAGCACCUCACUUUCUGCGGCUCCAAAAUGUUGAGGUGAAUGUGGGGCAGAACGCCACGUUUCAGUGCAUUGCUGGCGGGAAGUGGUCUCAGCAUGACAAACUGUGGCUCCAGCAAUGGAAUGGCAGGGACACAGCCCUCAUGGUCACCCGCGUGGUCAACCACAGGCGCUUCUCGGCCACGGUCAGCGUGGCGGACACUGCCCAGCGGAGUGUGAGCAAAUACCGCUGCGUCAUCCGCUCUGAUGGUGGCUCUGGAGUGUCCAACUACGCAGAGCUGAUCGUGAAAGAGCCUCCUACCCCCAUCGCGCCCCCAGAGCUGCUGGCCGUGGGGGCCACAUACCUGUGGAUCAAGCCCAAUGCCAACUCCAUCAUCGGGGACGGCCCCAUCAUCCUGAAGGAGGUGGAAUACCGCACCACCACCGGCACCUGGGCCGAGACCCACAUAGUUGACUCUCCCAACUAUAAGCUGUGGCACUUGGACCCUGACGUGGAGUAUGAGAUACGGGUUCUACUCACAAGGCCAGGAGAGGGGGGCACAGGACCACCUGGGCCUCCGCUCACCACCAGGACCAAGUGCGCAGACCCCGUGCACGGCCCGCAGAAUGUAGAGAUUGUGGACAUCCGAGCCCGGCAGCUGACCCUCCAGUGGGAGCCCUUCGGCUACACGGUGACCCGCUGCCACAGCUACAACCUCACGGUGCAGUACCAGUACGUGUUCAACCAGCAGCAGUACGAGGCCGAGGAGGUCAUUCAGACCUCCUCCCACUACACCCUGCGAGGCCUGCGGCCCUUCAUGACCAUCCGGCUGCGGCUCCUGCUGUCCAACCCUGAGGGCCGGAUGGAGAGCGAGGAGCUGGUGGUGCAAACAGAGGAGGAUGUUCCAGGAGCUGUUCCUCUAGAGUCCAUCCAAGGAGGGCCCUUUGAAGAGAAGAUCUACAUCCAAUGGAAACCUCCCAAUGAGACCAACGGGGUCAUCACGCUUUACGAGAUCAACUACAAGGCCGUGGGCUCCCUCGACCCGAGUGCUGACCUCUCCAGCCAGAGGGGGAAAGUGUUCAAGCUCCGGAAUGAAACCCACCACCUGUUUGUGGGUCUGUAUCCAGGGACCACCUACUCCUUCACCAUCAAGGCCAGCACAGCAAAGGGCUUCGGGCCCCCCGUCACCACAAGGAUCGCCACCAAAAUUUCAGCUCCGUCCAUGCCUGAGUAUGACACAGACACGCCGCUGAACGAAACAGACACAACCAUCACGGUGAUGCUGAAGCCUGCUCAGUCCAGGGGAGCCCCUGUCAGUGUUUACCAGCUGGUUGUCAAGGAGGAGAGACUUCAGAAGUCACGGAGAGCAGCUGACAUCAUCGAGUGCUUUUCGGUGCCUGUGAGCUACAGGAACGCCUCCAGCCUUGAUUCUCUGCACUACUUUGCUGCUGAAUUGAAGCCCGCCAACCUGCCUGUCACUCAGCCCUUUACAGUGGGUGACAACAAGACAUACAAUGGCUACUGGAACCCCCCACUUUCCCCUCUGAAAAGCUACAGUAUCUACUUCCAAGCACUCAGCAAAGCCAAUGGCGAAACGAAAAUCAACUGUGUUCGUCUGGCUACAAAAGCACCAAUGGGCAGCGCCCAGGUGACCCCGGGGACUCCACUCUGCCUCCUCACCACAGGUGCCUCCACUCAGAAUUCCAACACCGUGGAGCCAGAGAAGCAGGUGGACAACACCGUGAAGAUGGCCGGCGUGAUAGCGGGCCUCCUCAUGUUCAUCAUCAUUCUCUUGGGCGUGAUGCUCACCAUCAAAAGGAGAAGAAAUGCUUAUUCCUACUCCUAUUACUUGAAGCUGGCCAAGAAGCAGAAGGAGACACAGAGUGGAGCCCAGAGGGAGAUGGGGCCUGUGGCCUCGACCGACAAACCUACCACCAAGCUCACCACCAGCCGCAACGAUGAAGGCUUCUCCUCCAGCUCUCAGGAUGUUAAUGGAUUCACAGAUGGCAGCCGCGGAGAGCUGGCCCAGCCCACCCUCACGAUCCAGACUCACCCCUACCGGGCCUGCGACCCGAUGGAGAUGAGCUAUCCCCGGGACCAGUUCCAGCCCGCCAUCCGGGUGGCCGACCUGCUGCAGCACAUCACGCAGAUGAAGAGAGGCCAGGGCUACGGCUUCAAGGAGGAAUAUGAGGCUUUACCGGAGGGGCAGACAGCUUCGUGGGACACAGCCAAAGAAGAUGAAAAUCGCAAUAAGAAUCGAUACGGAAACAUCAUAUCCUAUGACCAUUCCCGGGUGAGGCUGCUGGUGCUGGAUGGCGACCCGCACUCUGACUACAUCAACGCCAACUACAUUGAUGGAUACCAUCGACCUCGGCACUACAUUGCAACUCAAGGUCCAAUGCAGGAGACCGUAAAGGACUUUUGGAGAAUGAUCUGGCAGGAGAACUCGGCCAGCAUCGUCAUGGUCACCAACCUCGUGGAAGUGGGCAGGCACCCAGCGGAACACACUGUGGGAAAUGCCACUCUAGGCCGCGCGGCGUCCCCCGGAAUGGUGAAGUGUGUGCGAUACUGGCCAGACGACACAGAGGUCUACGGAGACAUUAAAGUCACCCUGAUUGAAACAGAGCCCCUGGCAGAAUACGUCAUACGCACCUUCACAGUCCAGAAGAAAGGCUACCAUGAGAUCCGGGAGCUCCGCCUCUUCCACUUCACCAGCUGGCCCGACCACGGCGUCCCCUGCUAUGCCACUGGCCUCCUGGGCUUUGUCCGCCAGGUCAAGUUCCUCAACCCUCCCGAAGCCGGGCCCAUCGUGGUCCACUGCAGUGCUGGAGCCGGGAGGACCGGCUGCUUCAUCGCCAUCGACACCAUGCUUGACAUGGCCGAGAACGAAGGUGUGGUGGACAUCUUCAACUGCGUGCGCGAGCUCCGGGCCCAGAGGGUCAACCUGGUGCAGACAGAGGAGCAGUACGUGUUCGUGCACGAUGCCAUCCUGGAAGCGUGCCUCUGCGGCAACACGGCCAUCCCCGUGUGCGAGUUCCGCUCUCUCUACUACAACAUCAGCAGGCUGGACCCCCAGACCAACUCCAGCCAAAUCAAAGACGAGUUUCAGACCCUCAACAUUGUGACACCCCACGUCCGACCUGAGGACUGCAGCAUCGGGCUCCUGCCUCGGAACCACGAUAAGAAUCGGAGCAUGGAUGUCCUGCCUCUGGACCGCUGCCUGCCCUUCCUCAUCUCAGUGGAUGGAGAAUCCAGCAACUACAUCAAUGCAGCGCUGAUGGACAGCCACAAGCAGCCUGCCGCCUUCGUGGUCACGCAGCACCCGCUACCCAACACCGUGGCGGACUUCUGGAGGCUGGUGUUUGAUUAUAACUGCUCCUCCGUGGUGAUGCUGAAUGAGCUGGACACAGCCCAGCUCUGCAUGCAGUACUGGCCUGAGAAGACCUCGGGGUGCUACGGGCCCAUCCAGGUGGAGUUCGUCUCUGCAGACAUCGACGAGGACAUCAUCCACAGGAUAUUCCGCAUCUGCAACAUGGCUCGGCCACAGGAUGGGUAUCGUAUAGUCCAGCACCUUCAGUACAUUGGCUGGCCUGCCUACCGGGACACGCCCCCCUCCAAGCGCUCUCUGCUCAAGGUGGUCCGGCGGCUGGAGAAGUGGCAGGAGCAGUACGACGGGCGGGAGGGACGCACGGUGGUCCACUGCCUAAACGGGGGAGGCCGCAGCGGAACCUUCUGUGCCAUCUGCAGUGUGUGUGAGAUGAUCCAGCAGCAAAACAUCAUCGACGUGUUCCAUAUCGUGAAAACACUGCGUAACAACAAGUCCAACAUGGUGGAGACCCUGGAACAGUAUAAGUUUGUAUACGAGGUGGCACUGGAAUAUUUAAGCUCCUUUUAGCCUGAUGCGACGGGGAACCUGCCGGAGUCCAGAGGCCGCUGCCUUCACGCUCCCUUUCCUGUGACAGCAGCACCUGGGCUCAGGGGCUGAGAGGCGGCGCCCCGCCCAACGCAAGGAGGAGACUGGCGGGCCCAUGUUCCGUGGUGGGCUCUGCACCUUCGCGGGGGUCUCCUGCAGCUGUGGCAGAUGCGGCUCUGAGAGGCCCGGGCUUCCCUUGCACACCCUACCAGCCACAGACACGGAC